AGGACAAAGAGAGAAAUCUGAGCUCUUGAAAGAGGAAAUUCACCAAUCAGGAAGCUUUACGACUGAGCGGACAUCCGAAAACCAGAGAAGUAGCUCCUAACCCAAACCAACAGCUGCUCCGAUUCUGCUCCACACAGCCUCAAUGAGCGCGAACGGUUAACGCAUGGAUUGUAACAUGGAUGGAUAUUUAGAUCAGCAAGUGCCUUACACUUUAGCUAAUAGGUCGCAAGGAAAUGGGCCCCUAAAUAGACUGUUGGUGGCAGCAAAAAGGAAAUACAUGGACACCGAAUUACCCCCUCAGGAAUCUGAAGAUCUCUUUCAAGAUUUAAGUCAGCUUCAGGAGACAUGGCUCACAGAAGCUCAAGUACCUGACAGUGAUGAGCAGUUUGUUCCUGACUUCAUCUCAGAAAACUCAGUGGCAUUCCACAGCCCGCCAGUGAAGAUUAAGAAGGAGCCCCAGAGCCCGGGCUCGGACCCCAGCCAGUCCUGCAGUCACAAGCAGAGUUUCAGCUAUCCCAGUGGAGAGCAGUGCCUUUACGCCAGUGCCUAUGAACAGAAGAGAACAGCAGCGACAUCAGCAGCAGGACAUAAGAACUCCUGCCCCGGGACUCCAAUGUCCCCCAUGCAGCAUUACUCCCCAAAACCACUGGUGGGCACUCAUCCAGAAACGGGGUACAUGAACUCUCCUUCUGCCAGUCAGUCACACCCCAGUCAUGGCCAGACUUACCCCAUGAAUCCCAGCUCCAGGUUCCCAACAGGCUCAGGAGAGAUGUGUGCCCCGUUUGGACCUCCAGGUCAAACUCUGCAGCGUAUGCCCUCUACCCCUGCAGGAGGCGCAGGCACUGGGGGUAGCAGCGGGUACCACCGACAGCACUCAGACCCCUGCAUGCCCUACCUCCAGCAGAGCUUCAAGCAGGAAUUCUUGGACCCGUUGUAUGAGCGAGCAGCCCACAUGGGCACAGUGGCCCCUCAGAGGUUCCCUCCAGCCCACAUGAUGGUCAAGCAAGAACCCACUGACUACACUUAUGAGCCUGAUGUGCCUGGAUGCACUUCCAUGUACCACCACAACGAAGGCUACUCCAAUACCCAGCACAACAAUGAAGGCUACAUGUUUGAAAAUGACGCCCGCGUUGUUCCAGAGAAAUUUGAAGGUGAGGUGAAACAGGAGGGCAGCAGUGUGUUCCGUGAUGGUGCCCCCUAUCAGCGACGUGGCUCCCUGCAGCUCUGGCAGUUUCUGGUAGCUCUCUUGGAUGAUCCUGGCAAUGCACACUUUAUUGCCUGGACCGGUCGUGGCAUGGAGUUCAAACUCAUUGAGCCAGAAGAGGUCGCCAGGCUCUGGGGGAUGCAGAAGAACCGUCCAGCCAUGAAUUAUGACAAACUGAGCCGCUCCCUGCGCUACUACUAUGAGAAAGGAAUUAUGCAAAAGGUGGCGGGUGAGCGCUACGUUUACAAAUUCGUGUGUGAGCCAGAGGCUCUGAUCUCCCUGGCAUUCCCUGACAAUCAGCGGCCUAGCGUGAAGGCCGAGUUUGAGCGUUACGUCAAUGAGGAAGACACGGUGCCACUGUCUCACUUGGACGAAGGAGUGUCUUACCCCUCCGAACCCGCUGCCACCAACUUGGGCCCUCAGCCCUACUCCAAAGGCUACAUGUACUAAUGCCACCUACAGCCCCGAUAUUCCCCUCAUGCACCUAUUGCACAUGUCAACCCCAUCCACUUGUAUAUAUAAGGCUAUGGUGUUUUUUCUUGAUUUGUUUAAAUUAAUAUCAUUAGGGACAUCCUUUCAGCUCUGCAGCAUAUUCGAUACAAACACGUGCCUGUGGUUCAGCAAAGUGCUUAAUAAAAAGACCCAGAUAUUAUUCCUACAAUACCCUGAGACCAGACUGUUUUCCCAAUUUGGUAUUGAACAUUAGCUUAAUGACAUGGGUGUUCAGGAUACAAAGGUGAGGAGAUUAUGUAUGAUUUUAGUUAUGCAACCUGCUGGAAAAAAAAACAGUGAUCAAUUAGUCACAAAGGGCUCUUUUAUGAACAAACAUGAUAUGUAAACAAGCCAUAUUGCAAAUCCUCUAAUAUAUCAGCACACAAAAAAUGCGAGCAGCAUUGACUCUUCACUAAAUACGUCACUUUCAAGCAAAUAUUUCCCAGUGUUCUUGAAGUCUUCUUUGAUAUAGACAACUAAACCCAGAACUGCCUUCCAGGAUGUAAAUAUUCCUGUCACAUGACUACUCAUUCAGCAAAGAGCCAGGUGACCUUUGACUCGUGAUAUGAAUGAUGUGCUGGACCUGGAGUCCUGGAGGGCAUUUCUUUAAGCAGUAACAUUAUAAUCCAAAUAACCUGAAUAAAACUAUAAAUAAAUACUACAAUUAUGUUUAUCAAUCAUACUCCAGUGUUUCUUUUUUUUUUAAAAAUAUUUUUUAUAUUCAUAAGAUUAUAUAUAUAUACACAUUAUAUAUAUAUAUAUAUAUAUAUAUAUUCAUGUUAAGAUCACCUGAUCUGUUUCUUAUAUUGAAAAAGUCUUUGCUUUACUGGGAUUUCUUAGUUAAUUGAUUAUUUAAUUUUUUUUAAGUGGGGUGGCUCAUAUGUGUUCAUAUUACAUCUAUGUUUUCAAUGUUUGGACUUGUGGUUUUUCUUGGACUAAGACAAAGAAAAGGAAACGAUACAAAUCUGGCCUUUCUGACUGCAGUUUAUUACACAGCAUGAAGGACCCAAAAUGAUAAAAAUACAAUUAAGGAUUAUUAGAAAAAAAAAAAAAAAGCUGAUACACAUUUCUAAUUAUUUCCUGCCAUGAAACAUUAUAUUACAACAGAGAUGUAGCUGGGACUAUAAUCCUGUAAUGAGUCAUAGUCAAUAAUGGUUAACAAAUAACCUUUAAUAUUAAAACAAGGGUGGUUUAUGGCAAAAACAAAUGAACUUUAAGGACUGAUGGUCUGCUAAAAAUAAUCAUUUUGUUUCAAUGCAUAUUAGCUGCAGAGCCAAUUAUACUUUCUGUACAUCAUUUUACAAUACUAAUGAAUCAAGCCCAGAGGUCAGAAACAAAAGAUAUUACAUAAAAAAAAAAACAA
Molecule: messenger RNA, 3059 nt
Organism: Hemibagrus wyckioides
Lineage: Eukaryota; Metazoa; Chordata; Actinopteri; Siluriformes; Bagridae
Gene: etv4
Product: ETS variant transcription factor 4
Exons: 13
Coding region: 164-1654 (496 amino acids)
Biological process (GO): cell differentiation; regulation of transcription by RNA polymerase II
Cellular component (GO): nucleus
Molecular function (GO): DNA-binding transcription factor activity, RNA polymerase II-specific; sequence-specific DNA binding
Source: RefSeq, a predicted model, not a curated record